AUGGCUAUGAAGGAAGGUUCUUUAAAGAAUGUUCUUCGUUAUUGUGAGAAUGUGGCUGAAUGUAGACGAAAGAAGUUGGCUGCGGCUUUUGACGAGAAAUACAGUGCCGAGCAAUGUAUUGCAACCGCUGGUCCCUGUACAAUUUGUGAAGCUUUAAUGGAUGGAAAACAACCUUUAAAACUUUACGAUUUUACUGGUGAAGCGCUCGCUGUCUUCGCCUCGAUGAGAAUGCUUCGUAAUACUUGUAUAAGCUAUAUGGCUGAUAUCUUCCGGGGAUGUUUAACUAAAAAACGUGUUAAACAAACGAUGGAUGAUAAUAGUCACGGACGUUUGCCUUUUUUCGGUCUUGGAAGUGGUCUCACUGAUACCGAUUGUCAACGUUUCAUGCAAAAGCUUGUAAUUGAUGACUAUUUGUAUUUGAGAUUGACCAGCACUAGACAUAUGACUGUUAUUGGAUAUGCUGCUUUGGGAAAGAAAGGAUCUAAUUUACUUAAUAAAUACAAGCAACAGGAGAAUGUACCUCCAAAUGAACGAAUUUAUUUACACGUUUCUGAUGCAAAAGAAAAAAGGCGUAGUAGCAAAGGCCAUACAGACUUAGAUGCUGAUGACCAAACAAAUAACAUUGCAAAUAAACGAAAAAGACUGAGCCAAGUGACAAUGUCUCCUUUUGUGAAUUUUUGCUGAUCUUUUUACAUAUUU
Molecule: messenger RNA, 699 nt
Organism: Meloidogyne enterolobii
Lineage: Eukaryota; Metazoa; Nematoda; Chromadorea; Rhabditida; Meloidogynidae
Source: the annotation of a GenBank genome assembly